AUGGAGACAAUCGCCGAAGAUGAUGGAGCCCUAGACCGAAUCAACAAGUUGCCAGAGUCGCUCCUCGCUCGAAUUAUCUCUCUUUUGCCGUCGACGAAGAAUGCUGUCAGGACAUGUCUUGUCUCAAAACGGUGGCAGUACCUCUGGACUUCUAUUGAUAAUCUCACUUUACUUUGUGAUUCUCCAUCAGAAGCAGAAAUAUGCGUACCCUUCGUAGACUACGCAUUUGCUCAACGUAUUUCUUCGAAAAUAAGAAAAUUUUAUCUCGACUGCUGGGACAUGCUUAGUUACAGCUUGCAUAUCGAUCAGUGGCUUACUUAUGUUAUAAAUAGUAAAGUGGAACAUGUUGUAUUGAACUCAACCUUUUUUAAGGUGUACAUAUUGCCUCAAUCAUUUUACACUUGCUCGUCAUUGGUAACAUUGGGUUUACGUAAUUGUGCCUUUGAUAAGGGAGUUGUUAUAUCGUGGAAAUCUCUGAAGACGGUGAAGUUUAUGACAGUGGAGUUAGACGAUGAAGCGAUUGUGAAGUUAUUAACAGCAUCUGGAAAUUAA
Messenger RNA from Nicotiana tabacum (common tobacco), 552 nucleotides. The record is from RefSeq and is a predicted model, not a curated record. NCBI's taxonomy places the organism in Eukaryota, Viridiplantae, Streptophyta, Magnoliopsida, Solanales, Solanaceae.